CUGCCCAACUUCUUCUCCACUACGACAAAAAAAAAUAGUAGACAGACUGAGAGUGGCGACAAGAUUCAUCGGCGGCUGUCUUCGAGCGGCCGUUUCCUACCUCCGAUUUCUCACCACCGACUGUAAUAAAAAUCAGGUUUGAAAACAAAAAAUGAAACCGGGGAUGGAAGAGAAUCCUCUCAAGGUUCAGAUGCUACCUGUCCACCACAAAUCUUCUCCCACCUCGACCACUUACAUUUUCACCACUAAGUCCGAAUCAAAACCCACAAAACCAAUCCUCCUGCUAAUCCUCGCCUCCUUUUUUUCCAUCGCUAUCACGCUGGCCUUUCUAUUUGUCCUCUACAUGAUUACCUUCUCAGGUUGGAAACCGAGAAGCUCUUUCCGUUACAGCGUUGUUAUCGACGCUGGAAGCUCCGGUUCACGAGCUCAUGUGUUCCGGUACUGGCUUGAAUCUGGUAAACCGGUUUUCGACUUCGGUGAGGAGAACUACGCUAGCUUGAAGCUGAGUCCUGGUUUGUCUUCGUACGCUGAUAACCCGCAAGGAGCGAGCGUCUCGGUGGCCGAGCUUGUGGAGUUCGCCAAAGGGAGAGUUCCGAAAGGGAAGUUGAAGAAGAGUGAGAUUAGGUUGAUGGCUACUGCUGGGAUGAGAUUGCUUGAUGUCAGUGUUCAAGAAGAGAUUCUUGAAGUUACCAGAGGGGUUCUUAGAUCUUCCGGGUUUAAGUUUCAAGACGAGUGGGCUUCGGUUAUCUCCGGAUUUGAUGAAGGUAUGUAUGCUUGGGUGGUUGCGAACUAUGCACUCGGUUCUCUUGGAGGUGAUCCGUUGCAUACAACGGGGAUUGUUGAACUCGGUGGGGCAUCUGCACAGGUGACAUUUUUUUCAAAUGAGGUUGUACCUCCUGGUUUCUCGCGUACCAUAUCAUAUGGAGGUGUUUCUUACAAAAUCUACAGCCACAGCUUCCUCCACUAUGGACAGGAUGAAGCACAGGAAGAGAUAUUGAAAUCACUCCAGAACUCAGCUGCAAAUUCUACAGAGGAUGGGAUAAUAACUGACCCUUGUACACCUAAAGGAUACAUUUACGAUAACGUCAACUCAGUUCAAGCUGCUGGUAAUUACUCAGCAUGUCGAUCCGUUACAUUGGCAAAGUUGCAAGAAGGAAAGGAGAAUUGUGUUUAUCCUCAUUGUUCUAUUGGAUCAACAUUCACUCCUGCUCUUCAAGGAAAGUUCUUGGCUACAGAAAAUUUCUACCACACCUCUAAGUUCUUUGGGUUGGACGAAAAGGAUUGGCUGUCUGAAAUGAUUAAAGCUGGAAAGAGUUUCUGUGGAGAAGAAUGGUCGAAGUUGAAAGAGAAAUACCCAACAACUAAAGAAAAAUAUCUGGAUGGAUACUGCUUCUCAUCUGCAUAUAUUAUCUCAAUGCUCCACGACAGUCUUGGUUUUGCUCUUGAUGAUGAAAGAAUCGAGUUUGCAAAUAAAGCAGGAGAAAAAGGAAUAUCACUAGAUUGGGCAUUAGGAGCGUUUAUACUAAACACUGACACAACCACUUCUGAUUACAGUGGUAGAUCUAGAAAAAUGCUCGGCUGAAGUAACGUAUCCAAAUACCCAAUAUGAUAUUUCAUGUUUCCAAUAAAACAUGUAAUUUAUGUCAUGUAUGUUACGUUAAGCUGUUGUUGUUGUUUCUUUUUUUUUGUUAUAUAAGUUUAGCUACUCUUUAUAAUUGUGUUUGGGAUUUUCAAAGCUUUUACGUUAAGAGCGUCUGUUUUCAUUCGGCAUUCGUGUGGACCAUGUCAGAUUAUAAUAUGUAGACGUGAUCAUGUCUUUCCCU
Eruca vesicaria subsp. sativa (arugula) is the source of this 1823-nucleotide messenger RNA. Lineage: Eukaryota; Viridiplantae; Streptophyta; Magnoliopsida; Brassicales; Brassicaceae. The record is from the annotation of a GenBank genome assembly.